This is a messenger RNA of Monopterus albus (swamp eel), 4583 nucleotides long. It is a transcript of the gene corin, whose product is annotated as corin, serine peptidase. The transcript is spliced from 21 exons. Gene Ontology annotation, cellular component: membrane. Lineage: Eukaryota; Metazoa; Chordata; Actinopteri; Synbranchiformes; Synbranchidae. Bases 19 to 3603 code for a protein of 1194 amino acids. Gene Ontology annotation, biological process: proteolysis. The record is from RefSeq and is a predicted model, not a curated record. Gene Ontology annotation, molecular function: serine-type endopeptidase activity; protein binding.
UUAUAAAAUUUUCCUCCAAUGUUCAUGUUUUGUGUGUUUCUGUACGAGAUGGAAGAGGAGGCGUCUGAUUGGUUCAUUCAGAAGUUGAGUCCAUCAGAACGAGCCUCCUGCUCUGGUGCCGAAGUGUUAAGAUGGUUUGAAAGUUCUGAUGUAAAGUUAGGUUUUGUGUUGAGAAAUAAAAUGUGUCGAACUGACGUCAUUCCAGGGUUUUGGCUCAUGUUGGUCAGGAUCAAUGUGCUAAACCUGUCUCCAUCAGAGGUCUUCACAGGUCCACCUGGUCCCCAGGAGUCGGAUCAGGUCCUGUUUUACCGCCACAGGUCUCAGGUCUGUCCAGGACCUGGGCGUACCUGGUGUCAGACCGUGGCUCGAGGACCUGAGACGGCGAUGGGCGGGGAGACGUGUUCUCACAAGCUGGGAUCCACCAGUCACCUCCGACUUCUCCUCUACAUCCUGAUCCCCACUGUGACGCUGCUGGCCGCCCUGCUGCUGCUCAUCCUGGCCCUCACCGGCAUAUUUGGCAACAGCCUCUUGGUCUUCAGGCCUAUCGCUGACCGCAAUCUUGGUUACCAUGGCAACAGCACAACCCCCUCCCUCGCCUUUGAGGUGGAGAUCGUCACGUCUUCGCUACAAAACCGCAGCGACAGUGGCAUCUCCUACCGUGGCGUGAGCACACCUGCUGCUACCACCAGUGCUCCUACAGCGUCCUCCUCUCAGGCCACGCCCACCCAGCCAUACACAGAGCUUCCUGAUUGGCUGACCUCUGUGGCAUCACUGAGCAGCACCACCUGGCCGUUCAGCACCAUACCUACACCUGACACAGGUAGCUGUCAGCUGAUCGCGGAGCCUCAGUGUCACAUGUUGCCCUACAAUCAGACAUGGCUGUCCUCGUCCGCCACCGUGGUGAAGAGCUCAGAGGUCGACAUGUUGCUAAGGAGGAUUAUGGGUAUCUGUGUCUUAUUGUGGCAUCCAACACUUACUUUCUGCUGUGUGUGUGUGUGUGUGUGUGCGUACAUGCGCAGACGGGUGGUGCUGCCCUGUGUGUCGUUCUGCCAGGCAGCGAGGGAAGGCUGCGAACCCGUCCUCCAGAUGUUCAACGCCUCCUGGCCCGACUUCCUGCGCUGCUCACAGUUCAGCAAUGUCACCUCCGCUUUGUCAUCGCCAUCAUCGCCCACAGCAACAGCAGGCCCCGCCCCUUCCACCUGCUACAUGCCGCGACAGAUCAAAGGGAAGCCCUCUGUGUGCGGUGGGAAGGACCACUUCCUGUGCACAACGGGGAUUUGCAUCCCCCAGAAACUGGUGUGUAACGGUUACAACGACUGUGACGACUGGAGCGACGAAACGCACUGCGUGUGUUCAGACUCAGAGUUUCGGUGUAACACAGGUCGGUGUCUCUCGCCCGCUCUGGUGUGUGAUGGUUACGACGACUGUGGAGACCUGAGUGACGAGCUCAGCUGUGUGUGCGAUCUGGCUCGGGAACAUCGAUGCGGUGACGGUCGCUGUGUGUCCAGAGACUGGCUGUGUGACGGAGACCACGACUGUUUGGACAAGAGCGACGAGCUCAACUGCUCGUGUAAGAGUCAGGGUCUGCUGGAGUGCAGGAACGGUCAGUGUGUUCCUUCGGCGUUUCGCUGCGACGGCGAGGACGACUGUAAGGACGGCAGUGACGAGGAGCACUGCAGCAGAGAGCAGACUCAGGGGGUGUGUGUUCCCGGGCAGCCCAGCUGUAUCUCCGCCUCCUGUCCGUCAGCGUGUGUGGGGGGCAGCACCGCCUGCGACCCCCGGAACAGCAACAGCAGCUGCACUCGCUGUGAGCCAAUCAGCUUGGAGCUGUGCAUGAACCUGCCCUACAACCUGACCAGAUACCCCAACUACCUGGGCCACCAGUCCCAGAGGGAGAGCUCCGUGUCCUGGGAGUCCUCCCUGUUCCCCGCCCUGGUCCAGACCGGCUGCUACCAGUACCUCAUGUUCUACGCCUGCACGCUGCUGGUGCCCAAGUGUGACCCGGUUAGCCUACAGAGGGUCCCGCCCUGCAGGUCGCUGUGCCGUACCGCGAAGGAGAAAUGUGAGUCGGUGCUCGGCAUCGUGGGAUUGCAGUGGCCCGAUGAUUCGGACUGCAGUCAGUUUCCAGAGGAGGGAGGAAACGCCACCUGCCUGCUGCCAGAGCCCGGCGUCGACGAGUGCUCCCCCAGCCACUUCAAGUGUGGGUCGGGCCGCUGCGUCCUGGCUUCCAGGCGCUGUGACGGACACCUGGACUGUGACGACAACAGUGACGAGGACGACUGUGGCUGUUCUGAGCGCGCUCUGUGGGAGUGUCCCGGCAGCAAGGUGUGCAUCAAAGCCAGUAUGAUCUGUGAUGGAUUCCCAGACUGCCCCCUGCUGGUGGACGAGGCCAACUGCUCGGUGUGCAGGGACAACGAGCUGUCCUGUAACAACCACCAGUGUGUUCAUCGCACUCUGUGGUGUGACGGGAAGAGGCACUGCUCCGACAGCUCUGACGAGUGGAACUGUGUGUCUCUGGCCGAUCGAUCGGACUCUGUACUGACGGUGUUCAGGACGGCAGCAGAGUACCAGGUCUGUGCAGACGAGUGGAACCACGAGCUGAGCCACCUGACCUGCAGCCAGCUGGGCCUAGGGGUCCCCUCCUCGGUCUCCAUGGUUCCGGACCAGCCUGGAGUCCCGGGCCGCCGCCGCUGGUUACACGUCCACCCUGAGUGGAACCUGAGGAAUGGUUCUGCUCUGCAGGCCCGGCUGGAGAAGAGAGGCCACGCGUGUCAUUCCAGGAGGAGAGUGUCAGUCCAGUGCAGCAGAGAAGAGUGCGGUCUCCGUCCAGCCGUGGGCAUCUACCCCCACAGGAAGAAGAGGAUUCUGGGAGGGCGGGUGUCCCGGCGGGGGGCGUGGCCAUGGCAGUGCUCGCUGCAGAGCGGUCAGAGCGGACACGUGUGCGGUUGCGUCCUCAUCGCUCGGAGGUGGGCCCUGACUGUUGCACACUGCUUCGAGGGGAGAGAGAGUGCCGACCUGUGGAGGGUGGUGCUGGGCCUGAACAACCUGGACCACCCAGGGGUCCACAGUCAGAGCCGAGGGGUGCGCUCCAUCAUCGUACACCCACGCUACAACCGGGCGGUGGUGGACUAUGACAUCAGCGUGGUACAGCUGGACUCUGAGGUGGAGGAGACGGCGCUGGUCAGGCCGGUGUGUCUGCCUCAGCCCGGCCAGCUUCCUUCACCAGACUCCUACUGCUACAUCACCGGCUGGGGUCACAUGGGCAACAGGAGUGAGUCCACUCGCUUACCUACACCUGCCUCUGGUGGGUCGGACAGACAUUUUAAUAUUUGUAGCGAGCGCAACAUGAUGUUGGACCGCCGUUACCUUCUGGUUCUGUACAGCUCGUUUAAACAUGUAUUCCCAGUGGCUGUUAAGUAUGGCGACAGCGGCGGCCCUCUGGUCUGUGAGGAGGUCGGAGGUCACUGGACGUUGUUUGGCCUGACGUCGUGGGGCAGCGUGUGCUUCAGUAAAGUGCUCGGACCUGGAGUUUACAGCAACGUGACGCACUUCACCCCCUGGAUCCAGCAGCAGAUCUACAUCCACACGUACCUGACCGACUGACACGCACCGACACACUCGCUUUCAUUCCAGGAGGAAGUGAUGUCAUUGUCAAUCACACACCUGCGAUUCCUCUACCUGUGCCUAUAUCUAGACUGAUGGACUCCAGAUGCCAACCGCUGGACCAGCAUCAGUACAGACUAGUAGAUGCUAAGUAGUUAGCUGGUAGUUAGCUGCUGUUGUUCACACAUAAACAUCACAUUUGUUCUAUUAAGUAUUCACUUAAUGAUAAGUUCUUACUUUGAUCGCUGUCCUUAAGCUCCUGUCAAUGUUUAAGAGUUGGUUUGAGUGUAAACCAGAAUAACUACAGCUGCCACAUAAAUGUACAGCUCACUUCAUAAACCCUGACUAAUGGAUUUCAUAGUAAACCGUUUCAGUGCCACUAACUGAACUUAACAUUUUUAUGGAUGGCUUUUGCUUCUAUAAACAGAUUUUCCUGAUUUGAAAAGUUAGCAUUUCUUGUUUAGUGGCAGCAGUAACUCCUGGAACAGAACUUUCUGAUGUUCUUCAUCAUUUUUAUAAACAGAGCUUCAGUUUAUUGUUGCGUUAACACACCAGUCAUCUGCUUCCAUUAAUGAUCAUAAACACUUCGUUAGGUUCAGAUGUUCAGCGCUGAAUUUCUAAAAGCUGCUAGCUCAACCAGACCAGCUGAGCACUCGACUUCCCACAAUGCUUCACUCUAUAGUGCCUGUAUUUAAAUUUAGCUGUAAAAACUAUUUUGUUACUGUACAGUGUCGUACUGUGUGAGUGAGAGACAAUGACAGAGGUUUUCUGUUGCUUCUUAACACACUAGUUUGACACAUUAGUCACAUUGAGCCACCCAACACAUUUAUCUUGUGCUGCUCAGUCUUCACCCAAAGUCACCUUUCAAAUAGUCCUAACAUGAGGACACACAGUGACACUUUCAGCCACUUCAAGGACACUUACCUGUGUUAUCAGUGUACAGACGGUUGAUUCCAUGGUUCAUAACAGACUGUGGUGUA